Molecule: messenger RNA, 1083 nt
Organism: Recurvomyces mirabilis
Lineage: Eukaryota; Fungi; Ascomycota; Dothideomycetes; Mycosphaerellales; Teratosphaeriaceae
Exons: 2
Coding region: 1-1083 (360 amino acids)
Molecular function (GO): hydrolase activity
Source: RefSeq, a predicted model, not a curated record
AUGCUCUUAUCAGCAUCCGAACUUGAAAAAUCUUCUCAGAUUGAACCAUCCAUUCUGAAAGUGAGCUAUGAGAUCUACCAGUACGCCCAAGAGGACCCCACGCCACCAGCCGACUGGCAAGAUGCGAAGAGUAUCGCCGACUUCAUGGACAGCGUCGAGACCAAUGCCAUGGCUCAGCUGGGACCAGCAGAAGCAACUCUCAUCGAGGAAGAACACCAGAUCACCAUGCGUGACGGCUAUCAAAGCAAGAUCAAGAUCCAUCAUCCAGCCGAAAAGCCUGCUUCUGGCAGUCCAUUAAUCGUGCUCCUGUACGGAGGCGGCUUCAUCUCCGGCUCUCGUCACCAGCUCACGCCGAAUGCCAGAGCACUCGUCAGGCUCUUUAAUGCUGUGGUAGUCAACAUCGACUACCGGCUUAGUCCCGAGCACAAGUGGCCUGUCCCAGCCCACGACGCCUGGGAUUCGCUGCAGUGGAUCGCCGCUCAUGCUAGGAGCGACCUGCAUGCCGAUCCUAAGAGAGGCUUCCUCAUCGGCGGGGCAUCGGCCGGGGCCUGUCUCUCCGCUGCCCUUACCAACCUGUCGAUUCAGCUUCAGAUGUCGCCGCCUUUGACUGGACAGUGGCUAGCUGUGCCUUCACUAAUGGAAGCCGAACACGUUCCUUUCGAAUACAAUGAUUACUUUCUCUCUCGUGAGCACAACAAGACAGCACCCGGUCUCGAUGUAGCAGCGCUCGAAGCCAUAGCUCAGCAUACUGGCGCAAGUAAUACUUCCGAGCUACGUUUCCCCAUCUUGUUCCACACCAACAAACUCAUCGACUUCGCCAAGAUCCCACCAACAUUCUUCACAGUCAGUGGGAUGGAUCCGCUCCGAGAUGACGUUCUGAUCUACGAUGAAGUCUUGAAGGAGGCUGGGGUCAAGACGAAAGUGGAUUUGUACUAUGGGUGUCCUCAUGCUAGCUGGGCGUUCAUGCCUGGUGAGCAGAAUACUGUAAAGGCUCUUGGGGAUAUCAAUACCGGAUUUGGAUGGUUAUUGGGAAAGGAGAUCACGCGCGAGCAAGCGAUGGAAGCUUAUGCGCCUUCUGUCUAG